Molecule: messenger RNA, 2361 nt
Organism: Phycomyces blakesleeanus NRRL 1555(-)
Lineage: Eukaryota; Fungi; Mucoromycota; Mucoromycetes; Mucorales; Phycomycetaceae
Exons: 6
Coding region: 1-2253 (750 amino acids)
Biological process (GO): ERAD pathway
Cellular component (GO): endoplasmic reticulum membrane
Molecular function (GO): protein binding
Source: RefSeq, a predicted model, not a curated record
AUGCUACAAGAGCUUGUGACCUCUAGUAUAUAUGGUUAUGCAGAUAGUGAAAAUUGGGGCUCUGAAUCUUCACAGUCAAGUCAACGAUUAAAAGUUGCUACCCAGUUACUUAAAAAGGCAGGAGAAGAAUAUGAACAUUAUGAUGCAUUGUAUGUCUUGGCCAACAUGCAUUUUUUUGCUCAAUACACCCAAAAGCGGGAUAUUAAAACGGCGUAUCGCUAUUAUCAAGCCUUGGCAGAUACUGGAAAUGCGACCGCACAACAAAUGGUGGGAUUCAUGUAUUCAACUGGUAUUGGCGGGGCUGUUAAGCGGGACCAGGCCAAAGCCCUUCUCCAUCAUACAUUUGCAGCUCAUGGAGGAGAUACAGCUGCUGAAAUGACUUUAGGAUACCGUUCUUUACUCGGGAUCGGGGCUGACCAAAAAUGUGAUGAUGCUGUCUACUAUUAUAAGCGAGUAGCGGAAAAAGCUGUAAAGUAUUAUCUAUCAGGACCUCCUGGAGGGCGAUCACCAUUAUUACCAAAAGUACGAUUGUCUGAUGAAGAUGGUGGUGUAUAUGGCUAUGGAGCAAGUGUUAUGACAGACAGACGCUAUCGAGUUAAUGGUGGUAGCUCAGAAAAGUCAGUAAGCAUCGAGGAAGUAUUGCAGUAUUGGCGCUAUCUUGCUCAAACAAAAGCUGAUUUUGAGGCUCAGCUUACACUUGGUCAAGUAUACUAUCAAGGCACCCGUAGUAUUACUCAGAAUUUUAAAGAUGCAUUUGGAUUCUUUCGUCAAGUAACAGACAAAAUCCCAGCUGGUAAACUUAACGAGGCAUUCAUAACUAGUAGCCGCGGAAAGGCAAUUGGGCAAGCAGCUGGCUUUCUUGGUAGAAUGUAUUGGAGAGGAGAGGGUGUGGAGCCUAAUGUGAAGACGGCAUAUCAGUGGUUUGAACUGGGCGCCCAGUUUGGCGAUGCAAAUUCACAAAAUGGUCUUGGAAUGAUGUAUAUGGAAGGCAUUGUUGUAUCUCGGAACCGAGAAAAGGCAAUUGAGUACUUUAAGAAAGCAGCCAACCAGGAGAAUCCAGAUGCUCAGGUGAACUUGGCCGUGGAAUAUAUGAGACAUGAAUCAACUCUGCCUAUGGCCAUACGAUUGUUUACUAUGGCUGCCGAUGCCAAGCAUAUACUAGCUUACUGGAACCUGGCCCAAUUAAACUAUGCGGGUGUUGGGUUAAAGGCUUCAUGUCAAAUGGCCGUGUCUUUUUACAAGUCUAUUGCCGAACGCGGCGAUUGGCUCAAUCCAACCGUAGAAACAGCUUACAAAUUAUAUACCAAAGGAGACAGAGAAGGAGCAUUAAUCUAUUAUAUGCUGGCCGCAGAAAAAGGCUAUGAAGUGGCACAAUCAAAUGUAGCUUAUCUUCUCGAUACUGAUAAGCAACUAUUGAAACUAUCAAUGCUUGGUAUUAUGGAAGCCCCACCACGCAACAAAGAAGAAGAAGAACUUGCGCUAAUUUAUUGGUCCCGUUCAGCUAACCAGAACAAUGUUGAUUCGCGUGUCAAGAUGGGAGACUAUUAUUAUCGUGGUAUCGGUACACACGUUGAUUACGAAAAGGCUGCUGCUUGUUAUCGUGUAGCAGCCGAAAUUGAAUUCUCUCCUUUGGCAAUGUGGAAUCUCGGCUGGAUGUAUGAAAACGGAAUUGGAGUUUCCAAGGACUUUCAUCUUGCCAAGCGAUCAUACGACAAUGCAUUGAAUGCUAAUCCAGAUGCAUACCUUCCUGUCAAACUAUCACUGGUAAAGCUCUAUGUUCGCUAUUACUGGGAAUGGUUGAGAGGAGGAGAAGUAGGACAGGGACUACAAGAUUCUACUCCCAAAGAUAACCUCAACCUUGGAAAACCUGAUACUGUGGAAAUAUUGAAUCAAGAGGCACGGCGUAGAAAAGAAAUCGAGGCCCAUGACAACGAGAGAGGACAUUGGGACAUUGGAGCAGAAGAAGAAUUGAGACGAAAAUAUAGCAAACAUAUGAAACAAAUGGAACGCGAAGAAGGUGAAGACUAUAUGGAUUCGUCUUCAGGCUUUGGAGACGAUUAUCGUGAUGAAGAAUACUCAGAUGAAGAUGAGUUAAUGGAAAGCCUGAUGAUCCUUGGACUAUGUCUUCUUGUUGGUUGGCUAGUGUAUGUCCGUCAAUUCCGGUUUGGUAACCAAAGAGGAAAUGAACCGGCGAGAGGAUUAGAUAACCCCCUAGCACAGCAAGCGGAAGCCAGAGAGGAUGAACACCCAUAAAAGCAAGCAAGCAUGCCGGUCAUAGCUAGGCAGAAUUACAACAAGUACAUGUCUUUCUAAACUGUCUAUAAAAGAAAAGAAAAGGUCAAUACUUGUCAAAGCUGAUCC